AUGGAGGCGACAGAUAUCGUAGACACGAUCUCCGCAUGUGAGCGUGCAACAGUCCACGUCGGAAACAAUUACAAUACAUUCCACGAGAACAAGGCCGAGGCCAAGCGCCUUCGAAUCCUUCAACACUUGUAUCAAGCAACUGAAGCCGCAUCUGGUUUUCCCAAUGACUAUGAGUCGUUCAAGGAGCGCAAUCCUCCGCACGUUGCUGGCACCUGCGAGUGGCUUCUCACCAGCGAGCAAUACUUGCAGUGGAUACAGGCACCAGGGUCGAGUUUCCUGUGGCUCAAUGCCGAUGCUGGAUGUGGAAAGUCAGUGCUGGCGUCGACAAUUGUGGACAAACUGCGACACAGUCAGCCAGGAGCGAUAAUCUGCCAUUUCUUUUUCCGAGACGACAACAAACUUCAGGCUGAUGGGGUGGCCGCGUUGCAAGCGCUUUUGCAUCAGAUUCUGUCCGCUAGAGCGACGAUCCCACGCACCCUAGGUACCGAAUAUGAUAACAAGGGGGAAGCAGCAUUGGCUCAUUUUCAAAGCCUGUGGAGGAUCUUUCUUAGCGUGGUGGCCGAGGGUGCCAGCACCGUUUUCUGCAUCCUCGAUGGGCUCGAUGAGUGCGAAAGCACAACCCAAGCCUUGCUAGCGACGGCCUUGUCAGUUCUGUUCGAGCGAACCUCCGUCGAAAGUCAAUCUGACGGGCCACGGAAAGCAGCGUAUAUCAAAGUGUUCCUCACAGCACGCCCCCUUAAUGCCAUCACAACCCGACUGCGCAAGGUGGCGUACUGUCGUCUGAGAGGUGAAGAUAGACGUCAGUGCUAUGGCUCUGAUAUUCAGCUAGUGAUAGACAAGAGUCUAAGCGAGCUGGUUGUGGAGGACCUCAUUGAGCCAGCAACAGAACAUCGCCUUCACAAGGAGCUCCUUCGCCAACACGACAACACGUUUCUCUGGGUAGCUUUGAUUAUGAAGCAGCUACGGGAAGAUGCCGAAAACGGGGCAUCAGAGAUGGAACUGAUCGCAGCGCUCCGGGAUAACAGCAUAUACGCACUAUACACCAAGUUUCUCGACCAGUGCGUUAAACAGUGUCGGAAUCUGUCGAUGGUGAGUGCGAGGACCUCGAAGACGGAGUUCACGCCCCUCAUGCUGGCCGUGAUGCAUCAGCAACCAGAGAUCGUAGAGGCCUUGUGCAAUAUGCGUUCCUUCAGCGAGCUUGUCAAUGAAGCAGAAUAUAAUGGGCGCAGAGCCCUGGACUAUGCUCUAGCCCUCAUGGACCAAAAAAUGCUUGAUUGCUUGGACAGGCACGGCGCCAGGUAUAGUGGCAACCAUGGUAUUAGGCUCAUUAGAAGAGGAAAGCAAGAUACUUCAACCACCAAGUACGACUCUGUCCCAAUAGAUCACACCGCUGCAGUGUGGUGCGGUUCAAAGUCUGAAGCAUCAAAUAAGCGGAUCCAAAGAAAUCAAGAUAGGGCUUUUCAACCCCCACCCUUGAUGGUAGAGGAGAUAGAAAAAGAAACAUGCAAAUCAAUUGCCGCAUACCACUGGGUGCAGGAAGAGGCUCGAAUGUCGAGAACACCAAUCCCGGUAAACAUGCAGAUCGAGAUUGGAAUGACCCCACGCAGGGAAUUCGCCUCCCCGCCCAUCUGGACACUCGACCGGACACCGUACGAGAUUCUCGGCAUCGCUGACCACGAACGGUCGGACAUUGCUCUGAUCCGCAACCGCUGUAGAGAAAAAGCGCUCCAAGUACAUCCUGACCGCCAGCACGCGCAAAGGGGACAGGAGGAGAAGGACGCUGCCGCACUGUUCCAUGAGAUCAACGAUGCAUACGCGAUACUGCGCGAUCCAGAGAGAAAAUCUCAGUACGACUCUGAGCAGUUGUCCGCUGGCGAAAGUGAUUCAAGUUGGGGUUCGUUGCUCGUGAAGCCUGAGCUGGAGUACGCAUGUGUUCCGCCACAGCUAAUACGCCAGCUCAACCUCAAUCAGCGUCGCCGGAAGCCCCCAGACAAUGAACUCUCGGGGUUACAAACACAAACUAUGUAG
Aspergillus calidoustus is the source of this 2028-nucleotide messenger RNA. The record is from the annotation of a GenBank genome assembly. NCBI's taxonomy places the organism in Eukaryota, Fungi, Ascomycota, Eurotiomycetes, Eurotiales, Aspergillaceae.